AUGGAAACCAACAAUUCAGGACGUGACCAGGUCGUCCGCGUGACCGUGGCGUGUGGUAUUCUCGCGACCCUGGCGGUAUGCCUCCGCUUUGUGGCACGAUGGAGGAGCAAAGCUACAUUCGGCGCCGACGACUGGUGGAUGGCCGCAAGUUUGAUCCCAUCGUAUUGCAUGCUGGCAGUGGGCUCGAUCAUGAUUACGAGUGGUAAAGGUGGCCACCAUGCUGACACGUUGACUGAGAGCCAGAUGGCAACGUUCUUGAAGACACUCGACGCAUCUUUAAUAACCUACACUCUCACCAUCACCAUGGUCAAGAUCUCCAUCCUACUCCUCUACCGCCGCAUCUUCACCACCCCCAGCUUCAAAAGAGCAACCACGGUAGUCGGCAUCGCGUGCAUUUCUUGGCUCAUUGCAGCGCUUUUCUGCCUCGCUUUUCAAUGUCACACUGAUGCCGAGAGGUACAAUGCGGAUAGUAUUUUCUCAAGCCAAUGUAUCGAUCUGAAGGCUUACUGGGCUGCUACCACUGGCUCGAACAUGGCUCUCGAUCUAGUUAUAUUGUGCAUGCCGCUUUAUAUGGUGUGGAACCUCAAACUUGCGACUCAUCAGAAGAUAUGGCUUUCUGGCACCUUCGCCUUGGGCACAUUCUGGACUAGCAGACGUACUGCAUCAUCUUCUUCCGCGAAGAACAACGGACGCCGCUCAGACCUGGGGAUUGACCCCGAAAGCGACCAGAAAAUUGAGAAGAAGCCGAUGAGAUGGCCGUCGGAACGUCGUAAGAGUGACAUGGAACUAUCUGGGUUUGAGCAGCUGGCCAAUGCCCGGAUACCGGGGGGCAUUAGCUUCUUGGAGAAAGCCGAGAGCGAGAGGACUGAGCACAAUUUGCAGGAUGAUGGGGGAUCUACCAUGGCCAGGGCGAAGAGUGAGGAGUCUUUUGUUUGA
Letharia lupina is the source of this 936-nucleotide messenger RNA. RefSeq lists its product as uncharacterized. Lineage: Eukaryota; Fungi; Ascomycota; Lecanoromycetes; Lecanorales; Parmeliaceae. The transcript has 4 exons. The coding region runs from base 1 to 936 and encodes 311 amino acids. The record is from RefSeq and is a predicted model, not a curated record.